Gracilinanus agilis (Agile Gracile Mouse Opossum) is the source of this 2535-nucleotide messenger RNA. RefSeq names its product transcription elongation factor SPT5-like. The transcript is spliced from 2 exons. Gene Ontology annotation, cellular component: ribosome; DSIF complex. NCBI's taxonomy places the organism in Eukaryota, Metazoa, Chordata, Mammalia, Didelphimorphia, Didelphidae. Gene Ontology annotation, molecular function: structural constituent of ribosome; mRNA binding. Bases 1 to 2535 code for a protein of 844 amino acids. The record is from RefSeq and is a predicted model, not a curated record. Gene Ontology annotation, biological process: regulation of transcription by RNA polymerase II; translation; transcription elongation by RNA polymerase II.
AUGAAGAAGAUGAAGAAGAUGAAGCCCAAAGGCCAGGCGAUGUUUGAGAGUCAGUCUCACCACCUGAAGUUGUCUCAGCGUGGCACUGGCAAGUUAUCUCAGGAAGAGGAUAACGAAAGCAGCAGCGAAGCCGAGACAGCAAUGGGGAGAGCCAUGACAGUAGCCAGGGAGGAUUCAGAGGCUUCCCAGUCAUCUGGGUCCGAGUUGUCAGAGUCUGAAUCUUCUGAGUCCGAAUCGGAGUUACAAUCAGAUGAGGAGGAGUCUGAGGGGGAACCAAAGGAAGAGGAGGUGAAGAGUGCUGAAAAGAGGCACAAAAGCGGCGAAGAGGCUGAGGAGGAUGACGAGGAGGAGGAGGAAGGAGGGGCCGAGGACUCGGUGGCCAAAGGGCUACCUGGCCCCAGCGAGCCUUCGGCCAGCACAGAGGAAAACUGCUCGUCCUUCCCACGCUGGGGGAAUUCCUGGAGGGAGCAGUCCGUGGAAGAGCUGGCCGGCUAUUUCCAGCAGAAAUACGGGCGGGCAUCGUGCGGCCGGGCUAAGCACAGAGUCGCAGAGGAGAUCCCGGAGCACAUCAGCCAGCAGAGGCUGCUUCCUGAGAUUAAGGAUCCCAAGCUGUGGCUGGUACGGUGCAAGCCGGGCGAGGAAAAAGCCACAGCCUUGACCCUCCUGAGGAAGUUCGUGGCCUACCAGAAGACAGACAGCCCCCUGCUGAUCAAGUCCGUGGUGGCCCCGGAGUACCUCAAGGGCUACAUCUACGUGGAGGCCUACAAGGCCAGCCACGUCCUGCAGGCCAUCGAAGGCGUGGCCAGCCUGCGGCAGGGCUGCCUGCACCCGCAGCAGGUGCCCAUCCAGGAGAUGACGGACGUGCUCAAGGUGCUGUCCAAGGAGGUCCCCAGCCUGCAGCCCAAGAGCUGGGUGCGAGUGAGGACAGGCCUGUACCGGCAUGACCUGGCUCAGGUGACUCGGGUGGAGUCGGACCAAAGCAGUGUCUCCCUCAAGCUGAUUCCUCGAAUAGACUACGGCCUCCUGGCAGGCGGCCAGCAGCCCCCAGAGGGCUUGGCCAAGAGGCAGCGGUUGCAGAGAAGACCCCCGCGGCAGCUGCUGGAUGCGCACAAGAUUCGCUCUCUGGGAGGCAAGCUGACUGUGGACGGAGAUUUUCUCGUCUUCCGGGGCAACCGCUACAGCCACCGAGGCUUCCUCUUCAAGACCAUGGGCGUCUCUUGCGUCCUCCGGGAGGGCGUGAAGCCCACGCUGGCCGAGCUGCAGCAGUUCGAGGAGCGGCCGGAGGCCCUGCAAGCCCUGAAGUUGGCCACCGAGGACAGCUCCGCGGAGCACAGCUUCAGGCCGGGAGACAAGGUGCAAGUGAGCUCCGGGGAGCUCCUCCACCUGCAGGGCUGGGUGGUCAGCGUGCAGGGCCCCAGGAUCUUGAUGAUGCCCCAGCACGAGCUGCUGCGCGAAGCGCUCGAGUUCUCUGCCUGGGAGCUGCGCAAGGACUUUGGCGUCGGGGACCGCGUUCAAGUGAUCUCAGGCCGCUAUCGCGGCACUUCGGGCUUCGUGCUGAGGGUGGAGGCCACCUUCAUCCUCCUCUUCAGCGACCUCAGCCAGCAGGAGCUCCAGGUCCUCCCCAGAGACUUGCAGCUGAUCGGGGACUCAGCCUCGGCGCUCGACCUGCGCAGCCAGCAGCAGCGCUGGGGCCAGCUGGUGCAGCUGCAGCCCCACACGGUGGGCAUCGUGGUGGGCCUAGAAGACGAAGCAGACACUUGCCGGGUCCUGGACAUGGGAGGCAAGCUGCUCGCGGUGCGCAGCCGGGCAGUCACAGACAGGAGGUACGACCCGAGGGCUGUGGCGCUGGACUCGGGCCAGAACGAGCUUCGCCCCCGGGCGGUGGUCAAGGUCCUGGAAGGUCCGCACUCCGGCCUCGAGGCCAGCAUCCUCCACCUCUUCCGAGGAGUCGCCUUUCUCCACUCCAGGAAGGUCCUGGACCACGGGGGCCUCUUCGUCUGCAAGUCCCGCCACCUCCUGCUCAGUGAGGCCAGCCAGGCCCCGCGGGCCAAAGACCUCCCAGCGCGGGACUUGGCGCCUGGCGCCCGCAAUCCUCCUCCCGUCACUCUCAGGUCCCCUGGUGCCCUCACAGGGCCUAGGGACCAAGCACUGGGGAGGGCAGCGGGUGCUGGCCAAGGCCAGGGAAUCAAGGAUCUGGUGGGUCAGUCUGUGCGCAUCUGCCAGGGGCCCUACAAGGGCUACAUCGGGAUGGUGAAGGAGGCCACAGAAUCCCUUGCCCGGGUGGAGCUGCACACCACGUGCCAGACCAUUUCCGUGCAACCCCAGAGACUGGCCCGCCUUGGCACCCCGAGCUCCAGAAGCCAGAUCUCCACCUCUCACACUACCCCCAGCUCUGGCUCCCAGACACCCAUCUACAGCCUGGGCUCCUUUACCCCCCUCUAUGGUUGUGGGACCCCCAUGGCCCAGGGUGACCAAACUCCAGGCUCCAGUCCCUUCCCUUCUCCCAGAAAGGGUCACCCAUACUUCAGGUGGUAG